Messenger RNA from Polyodon spathula (Mississippi paddlefish), 5700 nucleotides. Its product is annotated as ankyrin repeat and SAM domain-containing protein 6-like. Gene Ontology annotation, molecular function: protein binding. The transcript has 16 exons. Gene Ontology annotation, biological process: innate immune response. The coding region runs from base 263 to 2953 and encodes 896 amino acids. Lineage: Eukaryota; Metazoa; Chordata; Actinopteri; Acipenseriformes; Polyodontidae. The record is from RefSeq and is a predicted model, not a curated record. Gene Ontology annotation, cellular component: cytoplasm.
GGUAGGUGAAUGAGUAUGUUGUUAAUUUCCGGUAACAGAGAUCAAUCGCUAAAAGAGUCAAUACUCUAACUGGAGCUGCUUUGAUUUCUCUCUCAGUCAGUGCCAUAUCAAGUUCUACCACCUUUCAUGCUGGAAAGUAUAUAAAGGCAAUGUCUAUUCAACGUCUGCCAGCGGUAAACAUUAGGGGCUGCAGGAAACCAGUUUUAGGAACUCUCAGGAUUCCAGAAAAGAACACCAGAAUUAACCUUGAAAAUCAUUUGAAAUGGAUUUCGGAAUUCCAGCAAACGUGCAGGUUUUAUUCCGAGCAUGCGAUGAGGGCGAUUACGAGAGUGCAAGGCGAAUCCUAGAACCAGGUGUUGCCGAAACCGCGACACCAGGAAGGCUCUGCCCCGAUGCGGGAUCAGAGUGCAACGCAGACAGCUCGAGCUCCAGGUCAGCUUCGCUUGUCCCGGUUGAUUGCACAGAUGAGGAGGGUAACACAGCGCUCCAGUUCGCCGCUGCUAGUGGACAUGAGAAUGUUGUUCGGUUUUUGCUAAGAAAAGGAGCUUCGGUGGACAACCGGAAUCACUAUGGUUGGACCCCGCUAAUGCAAGCAGCAAGAUUCGGCCAUCUGAGUGUUGCCCACAUGUUGUUGGAAAAUGGUGCUGAAAUAAAUGCCAAAAACAGAAUCGGGGCCAGCGUCCUUACAAUGGCAUCAAGGGGUGGUCACGUCAGUGUUGUGAAACUGUUAAUGGAGAGUGGAGCCAUUGUCGACGACUGCGAUCAUUUGGAUGUUAACAUGGGGAAUAAUAACAAAGGGGAAUUGCCAGACAUCACUGCCCUGAUGACUGGAGCACAGCACGGGCAUGAAGCCGUGGUGAGGUUGUUGCUGGAGUGGGGUGCAGAUCCAAAUUACAGCAUCAAAACAACAGGAUGGAGCCCACUUAUGCUGGCAACACUCAGUGGGAAAGUGGGUGUGGCACAACAGCUAGUAGAACGAGGAGCAGACCCAGACCACAGAAAUGUUCUGGCUAAAACCUCAUUUGAGAUUGCGCUGAACUGUAAACAAAAGGAGAUGAAGAAUUACCUGGAUGCCAUAACCACUAUCCGCCCACAGUCAGGAGAAGAGAAGAGAAGGCCAGAUGUCUUUCAUGCUCUGAAACUUGGAAAGUGCCAGUUAGUUAAGGAGAUAUUAGAUGAAGAUCCUGGCCAGGUGAACAUUGCUAAUCCUGAUGGCGCCUCUCCCCUGAUGAUUGCUGCAGUGAAUGGGCAGCUGGAUGUUGUUCAAUUGCUUGUGGAGGGAAAUGCUGACAUUGACAAGCAGGACAGUGUUCACGGGUGGACAGCACUGAUGCAAGCUACAUAUCACGGGAAUAAAGACGUUGUUAAGUAUUUGUUAAAUCAAGGAGCUGAUGUUCAUAUUCGGGCCAAAAAUGGAUAUACUGCAUUUGAUCUAGUUAUGCUGCUUAAUGAUCCAGAUACAGAACUUGUGAGGUUGCUGGCAUCUGUGUGCAUGCAAGUAGACAGAGACAAGGGCAAACAGAAAUCCAAGUCAUCACUACCACGCUCAAAAAGCAGGUUGUCUUUAAACAUCCCUGUGCCUCCGGAUGAUAAAGGGGGACUAAAGUCAUGGUGGAACAGAAUGUCCAAUAGGUUCCGAAAGCUUAAGCUGACUAGAACACUGAGGCACGGCUUCUCCACUAGUCGUCUGGCACCGUUUCCAGAUGAUACUGAUGUGUCCCUGGAUUCUACAAUGAAAGCAGACCAGAAGAACAGUGGGAACAAUGGAUCGAUAGUGCUGCCUCCAAUCUUGGGAACUGCAGACGUGACUACAGCCUGGGCAGUGAAAAGCAAAGAUAGCGGACUUGGCGGUACUAGCACAGAGAAGGAUGAUACCCUAAUAACAACCAUGCUCAGAAAUGGUGCUCCCUCCACCCGACUCCCCAACGACAAGCUGAAAGCUGUGAUUCCUCCAUUCCUUCCUCUCUCAAACUUCGAGCUGUGGGACUCUGACCGGUCACGGAUCAACAAAGAAGGCAAGAGCGAACAGACAAGGCUCUCCAUGCCACAGAGAGGCAACUUCAACAGCAGCGGAAACUCUGACAUAACCUCUGUCAGCCGUGUUGUGGCCAGGCCAAUUAAGUUCCCGAGUAUUGUCAGAAGCCCAUCCUCUCCUUCAAACUCUGGCAAUUUCAACUACUCCCCUCACUCUUCAGGAGGUUCCAAUGGUAUAGCUGGCAUUAACAGGCAUGGAGGUGAUCCACAUAAUCGAUCAGGUGGCAGUGCUGACAGUGUCCUGUCCCAGAUUGCAGCCCAAAGAAAGAAAGCAGCAAGUUUGUCGGAACAGAAAACUCCCACCUUGGACACCCAGACUCCCACAGUUCCAGAUCUCACCUUGCCCAGCCUGCAUGGUACCCACAGCUUAGUGAGCAGCAGCUGUCACAGUGAAAAGAAAUCAGACAGCAGUAAGAGGCCUCAAUCUGGGACAUCCUCCACGUCCAAGAGCACCUCUCCCACGCUGACCCCUUCACCCUCCCCCACGCCUAAAGGCCCCCAUGCAGAUUCCUCCUUAUCAUCCUCCUCCUCCAAUCGACGCUCCAAGAGUAGCAGAGGCUCAAGCAGUGGCACUAUCACUGACGAAGAUGAACUCUCUGGGAUCCUAAAGAAGCUUUCUCUAGAGAAAUACCAACCAAUAUUUGAAGAGCAGGAGGUGGACAUGGAAGCAUUCCUCACACUCAGUGAUGGGGAUUUGAAGGAGCUGGGUAUAAAAACAGAUGGACCUAGACAGCAAAUCUUAGCAGCCAUCUCAGAGUUAAAUGCUGGAAAGGGCAGAGAAAGGCAGAUUUUACAAGAAACUAUUCACAACUUCCAUUCUUCCUUUGGGAGCAGUGCCAGCAACCCACGACCACCUGGUUAUCCUCGCUCACCAGCAGGCUGGGUUAGACAACAAGUUCGGACGUCCAGCAAGAGGUAACACUCAAUAGGACCAAGCCCCUGGGGGAGGGGGGAGAGUUGUGAAAUCAUAGAGUUAUGGGAAAUUGAGCCCAGGUGAAAGCAAGACUGGCUCUUCUCAACGCCAGUGUUUCAGUGCAUGGGACUGUGCAGGAAGACACUGAAGAAAGUGACUGCAUGCCGACAAGAAAAAGGACCUAGGCUUCGCCACGUCUAUGGGAUACAAGUAAUGCCUACAGGAGGUGCAGGAGUGUUUUUUUUUAAAACAUUUUUUUGCAAGGAAUGUGCUGCAAUAAAACAUCACAGUAAUAAUAACAAAUAAUAUGAAACAUGAAGAGGUGAUGUUGGUAAUCUGAGUAACUAAAAAUGCCAGUCUUGUUGGAAAACAUGGAUUUGGUCUUUUAGGGUUCUUUUGAAGAAACCUGCACAAGUGAAGACAGGCUCUAGCAGGAUACAAGUGAUCCUAGGCAGCUAAGUGAAAUGGCAGAAGAUAGCCUUUGAAACACACCCUGGAAGAACAACCACAGGAAUGCUAUGAUGUAAUAUGAGCAUCAAAAUAACUUGAUGAAAUAACUGAACUAUUGAAGCAUUUUGCAGAUGAAGGUAUACAAGUAUACAUAUGGCAGUAUUAUAAGAGACACUGUUCUGUAACAUUAUUGUUUUGUGAUGGACUCCCCUUCCUUUUUGCUAACUAUUCCUUGUUUGCUGCUGCUGACCCAUAUUCAUGGCCUGUUUGAUUGGAUUUUUUCCAUGGUCAUCCUGGUUUGACACAGUUAUCUUACUGUUGUUCAGCCCUUUCUUCUGUUGGAUAGCUGCAAAUGACUGAAAGCAAACUUAAUUUUUAAACAAAACAUUGAGUAAAUGAGAAUCAGAGAAAAUGUGCUAUUCCUUUUACAUUUUUUCUGAUCUAUUGAAAUAAAACUAAAAAAGGAUCAGUGUUUUGUCUUUUCAAUUAUUGAUAUAUUAUUUCUCUUAAAGUAUACUUCCCUUUCAUCCAAAAAUAACUUACAUAUGCCAAUAUACCAUAUUUUAACCAUUUCUAUUGUACUUAUGACUUUUGUAAGAAGGUAAAAAGUAUACUAAUAACUAGAGUAGAUAAACUGAUUAAGGUUUUACUUUUAAACUUUAUUUUAAUCAAAUCACAUUUAUUUCUGUAUGUCCUAUAUGAAUUUGGUUUUGUUUAUUACAAAAAACUUGAACAAAAAGAUGGCUGUUUCGGUAAGUGCGUCACAAUUUUUAAACUGACAUUGGUAUUUAUGGAAAUAUGCUAAUUUCUGUAUUUACUGUUAACUGAAUGUGCAAUUAAUAUCAUAAUAAUUCAUGAAAUCCAUAAUUAAAAGCUGCGUAUCUUGUUUGUCUGAAUAUCUAUGGUAAUUGUUGUUUAUAGUCACACUGCAAAAAAUCAAACCACUUUCAAGAAACUGUAUCCAGUGUUAUAGAAGUGUUACAUGCAUGUCCAUUUCAAAACAGACAGCAGCCAGCUCCUUCAUUUUCAGAUUUAAAAAAAAAAAAAAAAAAAACACACACACAAUGCAUUGCUUAAAAAAAACCUGGACUUUUACAAUAUGUAGAAGGGCUAAUAAUAUCUAAAUAAAAAAAAAAAAAAAAAAAAAAACACAUUUAUGGCUAUUAGGGGGACAUUCCAGCAUCUACUCAGUGGACCAUUGUUAAAGAGCUUUGGGUCUGUGCUAAACUUGUAUGAAAAACUUGUUGUAUUCCUUUGAAUUUAAGCCGCACUUUUUAAACUAUUUUUUUCCGUCUCAAAAACGGCCUGUGUCUUAAAUUAGCAUAUAUUGAUUGUCAACAAACGACGAGACGGCCGAGUACACAAACAGCAAUGUGACUGACUGCCAAGAAAACACAACAAAAAAAGUCACUGCCCGAUCUCGAUUCAUCCAUGACAUACAGGCAGACAUUUUCAAAGCAGUGUCAUUAGCUUUCUGAGCAAUUCAAAGAGAAGCUUUUACAAUUUCAAGGUUUCAUUAUUAGGCUGAGUUCUAACAAAACAGUACCAGCUUGGACAGAUCGGCACAUAACUGCAAUGCUCUGUGUGACAGCAGACUGCCACAAACUGCCUCCAUUCAUGUUUUUCUUAUAUGCAGAAUUGAGGUUGUAUCUUUAUCUUUGUAAAGGCAUCUUUUAUUCGAUGUUUUAUUUUUUCCUCAAAUUGAAGGGGGGGAGCUGUUGGGAUUGGGCUGCCUCUUAAAUUCAAAGGAAUAUGGUACAUAGCUGCAAAAAACAUAAAAUAAUCAGGCGAGUAGUUGCUUCAGAAAUUCUACACAAUUGGGAUGACACAACAUUCUGAUUUCAGCUUGAUCAAUAUUUUAUUUUAAAAAUUUACAUUUCGUAAUUUUAUAUAAGGCACCAUGCAUAAUGAAAAAGAUUAAAACUAAAAAAUAUAUAAAAGCACAUAUUCCCCCUAAAUGGCUUAUGUUUGCUUAAAAGCAUUCAUGGUAUAAAAAUUAUUAGUUUCAUAGAAGAUCCAAAUAGGUUAAACUGUGGCAAGUAACUUUAAAGCAGGCAUUUGACUUAAAUUUACUUUCACAGUACUUAUCAUCUCUUCUGGCAAAGGUUUACAGAUAUGUCUUAAUAUUGUAGUCUGUAAUGUCUGAUGCUGCAAACACAUUUGCAUGCAAAUUGUAAUGCAAAUGUACAUGCCAUCAGGUGCUGACAAUCGCCUUUUAAAUUCCUUAGACGGGUGCUAUAAACAUGGUGAACAUUUCAGAUUUGGCAUUUCACACAGUUAUUGGUCCCAGUAUUUACUGUUUG